AUGGUCGAUUUGAGUGCUCUUAAGAAGCCAGAUGCCAAGAGAUUCCAAAAGAAAAAUGAUAUCAGACCCUUUGAAGAUGCUGCUUCGCUGGAGUUUUUGUCUAACAAGAACGAUGCGUCGUUAUUGGUGCUAGGUACUAGUAAUAAAAAGAGACCCAACAACCUGACAUUUGCCAGAACUUUCAACCACCAAAUCUACGAUAUGAUUGAGCUUCGUUUGGAGUCUUUCAAGUUUCUUAAGGAUUUCCGCAAGCAAACCUUCAGCGUGGGUAUGAAGCCCAUGAUGGCGUUCAACGGUCCCUUAUUCGACACUCAUCCCACUUACAAGCAUAUCAAGUCGUUGUUCCUUGACUUUUUCAGAGGUCAGGUUCUCGAGUCUCUUGACGUGGCUGGUUUACAACACGUCAUUUCGAUUUCUGCAGCCGAACUAGAGGAGAACAAGCCUCUGCCUGCCGUCUAUUUCAGAGUUUAUCUCGUAAAGUCAUACAAGAGUUCGUCCGGUCCAAAAAUGCCUCGAAUCGAGCUCGAUGAAGUUGGGCCUCGUUUUGAUUUCCGCAUCGGCCGUGUCCAAACUGCCGACCCUGAGAUGGAGAAGGAGGCUCUCAAGAAGCCCAAGCAGCUCGAGGCUAAGACUAAGAAGAAUAUCGAAACUGAUAUCCUCGGUGAUAAGGUCGGCCGUAUCCACGUUGGCAAGCAGGAACUUGGCAAAUUGCAAACCAGAAAGAUGAAGGGUCUCAAGAAGAAGUAUGACCAAGACAAAGAAGAGUCGGAUUUCAGUGAUGAUGGCGAGCACGAUGCUAUUUUGGACGAGAUCAUCCAAGAGGUUCCCAGCAAAAAGCAGAGAGUCAACUAA
Messenger RNA from Sugiyamaella lignohabitans, 852 nucleotides. It is a transcript of the gene RPF2, whose product is annotated as Rpf2p. Bases 1 to 852 code for a protein of 283 amino acids. NCBI's taxonomy places the organism in Eukaryota, Fungi, Ascomycota, Dipodascomycetes, Dipodascales, Trichomonascaceae. The record is from RefSeq and is a predicted model, not a curated record. Gene Ontology annotation, cellular component: nucleolus. Gene Ontology annotation, molecular function: rRNA binding. The transcript has a single exon. Gene Ontology annotation, biological process: ribosomal large subunit assembly; maturation of LSU-rRNA from tricistronic rRNA transcript (SSU-rRNA, 5.8S rRNA, LSU-rRNA).